AUGAAUUUAUCACUGAUCAACUUGAUUUUAACAACAUUGCUUGCUGUUUUGGUGGAAUCAGCGACUGAUGGAAGUCCAUGCACAAACUUUGACAAAUCUUCAGGAAUCUGCAGACCUUUCAACAAAUGUGACUGGGCUAUGAAAAAAAUCAAAAGGAAAGAAAUUACUUCAAAGCAAUUGGUUCGAUGCGGAUAUAAAAAUCGUGAAGUAACCGUGUGCUGCAAAACAGAAAGCAAUGUACAAAACAAGAUGCAGAGCAUGAAAAAGAAUUCAUCGUCAAUCGUGACAAGUUCAAGAAAAUCUGUUCAAGCUUGUGACAAAAUUAAGAAAGUUCCAUUGCCAAUCCAUUCUGGGUAUAUUGUUGGAGGGAGUGCAGCUGGAAAAGGUGAAUUUCCACAUCAUGCUAUGCUGGGAUAUCCAAAUAAUCUAGAAAGCAGUUACUCUUAUGGGUGUGGAGGCAGUUUGAUUAGCAAAUUCUUCAUUUUGACUGCAGCGCAUUGUGUCAAUAGUGAACUGAAGAAGCCUAAAGUUAUUCUUCUUGGCAAGACUUCUUUAAAUGACGAUGAUCAUCUCAAAUCCAUAAAAAUCAGCAUAAGGGAAGUUUUCAUCCAUCCAAAAUUUACAUCCAGAAAAAAGUAUGACGACAUAGCACUGAUAAAAAUGGUAUCACCUGUUGCAUUUACAAAAUACAUUAAACCUGCAUGUUUGUACACAAAGACCGGCUUGUUGACAGAAGCAUCAAUUAUAACUGGUUUUGGAGUGAAUGAAACGCAGUCGGUUAAGAGCACAAACUGGCUAAUGCGUGCAGACCUGUAUGAAGUUCCUCUAAAUGAAUGUCGAAAGAAGUACGCACUCACUGGCUUACCAAAAUUACCAGACAAUCUUAGACAAACUCAAAUGUGCGCAACAAACAAGAAUGCUAAUGGAACUAUCAUCGAUGCAUGUCAAGGUGAUUCAGGUAUACCACACACGUUUCUAGAAUUAUUUAUCAAUAUUGAUUGACGUUUUUCGCGAAUGAAGGUGGACCAUUGCAAAUAAGAGGAACGUUUAACUACAGCACAUAUUACACAAUCGUUGGUAUUACAUCAUUUGGCAGUAGUUGUGGUUCAUCAAUUCCAGGAGUAUACACAAGAGUUGCAGAGUAUCUCGACUGGAUUGAGUCAAUAGUGUGGCCUAAGAAUGUCAUUGUAUGAUUUUUAAAUUUAUGAAUGGCUCAAAUAAGAUGCCUAGCUUGAAAAAGAGUGAUAAGGUCUGAGGGUGUGAGGUCCAUGAGACAUUUCUAAUUCAUUUCUAAUUUUAUACUGUCAUUUUCU
Molecule: messenger RNA, 1313 nt
Organism: Chironomus riparius
Lineage: Eukaryota; Metazoa; Arthropoda; Insecta; Diptera; Chironomidae
Source: the annotation of a GenBank genome assembly